AGAAGACGCAAUGAUAAAAAGUGGUGCAAGUAACUUAACUUGGUCUGAGUUUCCGAUGAUUUUCUCUGUCUCUCUCCUCCGCCUUUAAGAACCGCAUCGUUUCCCGAGGAUUGGUAAAAAGCCCUGAGGAGGAAGGAUUUGAUGCGAUUAUUUGACGAGCUAGCUAGACUCGGAUGCUCAGCUCGUGUUUAUUAUAUAAGAUCUAAAGCCUCAGUCGUCUGUUGAUCAAGUAGGAGCCAAGACAAUGUUGAAGAGACAUCGCUCCCGUGAAAACCAAACAAAGAAAAGACUUUGCUUGAGUCUGGAAUUCUUACCACACGAUCUUGUAGAGCUCAUCCUCCAGAGACUUCCUGUGAAACCUCUGCUGAGAUUCAAGUCUGUAUCCAAGAACUGGAAAUCGACAAUCGAGUCCCAACGGUUCCAAGAAGGAAACUUGAUCUGUAGUAGGCAAGCUCUAGGUCCAGAUGUUCUUUUGAUGUCCCUCUGUGAAAAAGGUGAUGCUGGUCUGAGCGGACAUGCACGAACAGUUAUGUUCAGUUUAGCAACAGCUUCUAAGGUUAGGUUCCCUUUUUCGGGUAGCAUGUUCUGCUAUGGUCAUUGUGACGGUCUAGUAUGUUUCUACUGUGUCUAUGCACCGAGUUUCGUGAUGAAUCCCGCCACUAAAUGGCAUCGAAGUUUUCCUCUUUCCGGCUAUCAGCAGUUGGUCAUCGAGAGGUACAACAGGUUAUAUUUUAAAUUCAUAAGUUUUAAGCUUGGACUCGGUAGGGACAAAUUCAGGGGCAUAUACAAGGCGGUUUGGUUAUAUAGUUCAUCCGAGUACGGACUAGACAACGUUACCACUUGUGAGCUUUUCGAUUUUAGUACCAACGCUUGGAGGUACGUUUUCCCUGCUUCUCCUUAUCGGAUAAGUGCUUAUAAUAGACCCGUGUAUUUAGAUGGAUCUCUUUAUUGGCUCACCGAGUGCAAAGAAACCAAGGUUUUAUCUUUCGAUGUUCACACCGAAACUUUUCAAGUCCUAUGUAAAGCUCCCUUUGGCCACCUAUCAAACCCUUGCAACCAAACCAUUUGCAUCCUCAACGACCGCUUGUGCGUAUCUUUGAAAAACUGGCCCAUGCAAGUAAUAUGGUCGUUCGAUUCUUCGGGUGGCAGCAAUACAUGGAAGAAAAUGUGUUCGAUAGAUCUCACCAAAACUUUUCCUUGGUUUAGGAAACCGGAAUUCGCGCUAUUACCAAUCGCUGUAAGGGAGAAGAAAUGGUUAUUGCUUCAGGGUCGUGAUUUUUUGGAUCCAGUGGUGAUAUAUAAUCUCCAUAGCAAAUCUUAUAGAUUAUUCUACAAACCUAGAGAACCCGUCGGUCCUGUUUAUUACUUGCAAAGUUUAUUCUCUGCUUAAUGAAACUUAUUUGUCUUUCUUUUCUUAACACCAAUGAACCAUUGUACUUCAAACAAUUUUUUUUUUCUCUUAUAGCUUUUUUUUGCUGUUUUCA
Arabidopsis lyrata subsp. lyrata is the source of this 1484-nucleotide messenger RNA. Its product is annotated as UDP-D-apiose/UDP-D-xylose synthase 2. The record is from RefSeq and is a predicted model, not a curated record. Gene Ontology annotation, molecular function: protein binding. NCBI's taxonomy places the organism in Eukaryota, Viridiplantae, Streptophyta, Magnoliopsida, Brassicales, Brassicaceae. The transcript is spliced from 3 exons. The coding region runs from base 245 to 1390 and encodes 381 amino acids.